GUAAUGGCUACUGAACUUGCCUCGUUUGGAAUACAGAAGCUUUGGGACUUACUAAGCCAGGAAUAUGAAAAAUUUCAGGGAGUUGAAGAUCAAGUUACUGAACUAAAAGGUGAUCUAAACAUGUUAAAGUCAUUUUUGAAAGAUGCAGAUGCUAGGAAACAGACAAGUGCAGUGGUGAGAAACUGUGUAGAAGAGAUCAAAGGAAUUGUUUGUGAUGCGGAGGAUAUAAUCGAAACCUUUCUUCUGAAAGAAAAAUUUAGAAAAACUAGUGACAUCAAGAAGCAUAUCAGAAGACUUGCUUGCGUUAUUCCAGAUCGGGGAAAAAUUGCGUUGGAUAUUGAAAGCAUAAGUAAGAGGAUCUCCAAAGUGAUUCAAGUUAUGCAAAGUUUUGGAGUACAUCAAAUGAUUGCUGAUGGCAGUCACAUGCAACCUCUACAUGAUAGACAAAAGGCGGCCCGACAAACAUUUUCUAAGGACUACGAAAGUGAUCUUGUGGGGUUAGAAGCAAAUGUAAAGAAACUAGUUGGAUAUUUUGUGAACGAAGAUAAUGUUCAAGUGGUUUCUAUAACUGGGAUGGCUGGUGUCGGUAAAUCCACCCUUGCUAGACAAGUCUUUAAUCAUGAGGAUGUAAAAAAACAGUUUGAUGGACUCGCAUGGGUUUGUGUUUCACAAGAUUUUACACGAAAAAAUGUGUGGCAAAAGAUUUUGGAGAAUCUCACAACCGAAGAAGAAGAAAAGAAAAUAUUGGAGAUGACGGAAACUACACUACAAGGUGAACUAUUUAGAUUGUUGGAAACAUCAAAGUCAUUAAUUGUCCUUGAUGACAUAUGGAAAGAGGAAGAUUGGAACUUAAUCAAGCCAAUAUUUCACCCAUCGAAUAAAGGCUGCAAGAUGUUGUUGACGUCUAGAAAUGAGAGCAUCGCCGUGCGUGGAGAUACAACAUAUAUCAAUUUUAGACCAGAUUGCCUAAAUGAUGGAGAUAGUUGGACACUUUUUCAAAGGAUAGCACAUCCUAUGAAAGAUGCACCCGAAUUUAAAAUUGAUGUGGAAAUGGAAGAGAUGGGUAAGCAAAUGAUCAAACAUUGUGGGGGAUUGCCUUUAGCUAUCAAAGUGUUAGGAGGUUUCCUAGCUGCAAAAUACACAUGGAAAGAUUGGAAAAGAAUUUCAGAGAAUGUUAGAUCUCAUAUCGUGGGAGGAGCCUAUUCCGAUGAAGACAACAACAGUUCAGUUUACCAUGUAUUGUCUAUGAGCUUUGAAGAGUUGCCUAGUCAUUUGAAGUAUUGUUUCCUCUACUUAUCCCAUUUUCCAGAAGAUUAUCCAAUAAGUGUGGAGAAAUUGUCGUACUACUGGGCUGCAGAAGGAAUUCCAAAACCAAGGCAUUACAAUGGAGAGACUAUCCGCGAUGUUGGAGAAUACUACAUAGAGGAGUUAGUGAGGAGAAAUAUUGUUAUUUCCGGGAAAGACGUUAAGACUUUGAGAUUUGAAACAUGUCAUUUGCAUGACAUGAUGAGAGAAGUUUGUUUGUUUAAAGCCAAAGAAGAGAAAUUCCUACAAAUUUCCAAUACCCGCUCCCCGACCACAAGCUAUGAAUCUUCUUGCACAUCUCGCAGAUUUGUCUCGCAGAAUCCUAUUACGCUACAUGUUGAUGAAGAUGUAAAUAAUUCUAAAAUUCGAUCUCUCUUGAUUGUCAUGGACUAUGAGAGAAAAAGUAUGAUGCUAUCAGGUUCAAGCUUUGGAAGGUUAGAACUGUUGAGGGUGUUAGAUCUCUCUAGAGCAAGGUUUAAGGGAGGAAAGUUACCUUCUGGCAUUGGGAAACUCAUCCACUUAAGAUACUUGAGCUUAGAGAGGGCUGAGGUAUUGCAUCUACCUUCUUCUCUAGGAAACCUAAUGUUGCUUAUCUAUCUAAAUUUAGAUGUAGAACUUAUCUACGAGAGAUGUUUAUUCGUGCCAAAUUUCUUGACGGGAAUGAAGGAAUUGAGAUACCUUGCUUUACCACGGGCUAAGAAUUGGAAGACAAAGUUGGAACUAGGUAAACUAGUAAACUUGGAGACCUUGGAAAGUUUUUCAACAAGGUGUAGCAGCUCAGAGGAUCUUCGAGGUAUGGCCAGGUUGAGGAUUCUCAGCAUUCUUUUAAUGGGUAAGACGAGUAUAGAAACUCUAGUUGCAUCAAUAAGUGGACUGGAACACAUAGAAAAUCUCAAAAUAGAUGAUUAUGAGCGUCAGAGGACAAAUGAAGAAGGAGUGUUAUUGGAUUUUCUUCAUCUCAAACAGUUGAUAUUGUAUGUAUAUAUGCCAAGGUUUCCUAAAGAACCAUCAUUUCCUUCUAACCUUACGACCUUAGAGCUAAAUUAUUGUGGUUUGGAGGAGGACCCUAUGCCGAUUCUAGAGAAGAUGCUUCACUUAAAUAAGCUCUAUUUGUCACAUCAAUCUUUCUCUGGGAGGAGAAUGGUUUGCUCGAGUAACGGAUUUCCUCAGUUGCAUAAGCUUAUCUUAUGGGAACUAAAGGAAUGGGAAGAAUGGAUAGUAGAAGAAGGCUCCAUGCCUCUUCUUCAUACUCUCUAUAUCUGGAAUUGUCAGAAGUUGAAGGAGCUUCCCGAUGGGCUGCGAUUCAUCUAUUCCUUAAAGGAACUCUGUAUGGACAAGGAAUGGGUAGAGAGAUUGGCGGUAGGAGGAGAAGAUUAUUACAAAGUCAAACACAUUCCUUCUGUCAAAUUCCGAACCUACGAAUGAGGGUCACAACAACUACAGACUAUGAACAAGGUAAAAAAAUUUAUCCUCAUGUUUUAUGUAUGUUUUCAAAAUGGAUUUAUGAA
Capsella rubella is the source of this 2813-nucleotide messenger RNA. Its product is annotated as putative disease resistance protein At1g58400. The record is from RefSeq and is a predicted model, not a curated record. Gene Ontology annotation, molecular function: ADP binding. Gene Ontology annotation, biological process: defense response to other organism. The transcript has 3 exons. The coding region runs from base 4 to 2730 and encodes 908 amino acids. NCBI's taxonomy places the organism in Eukaryota, Viridiplantae, Streptophyta, Magnoliopsida, Brassicales, Brassicaceae.